AAUAAAUAAGUGAAAGGUACCUGAGACGGGUAAAGCGAACCAAAAUGCAAAAGUGAACAUGGAUAUGGCGCUUUAACUUUACCAUUAACUUUCCAAAUUCCAAUGGAUUUAUUUUCACUCAACAACAGCCUGGAAGACCAUCGCUUGGGGUUUUCAAGAAAGCAGCACUGUUGCAUAUAGCAUACUUUUAAUAAGACUUGAAUUAAGUUACGACAAACAAAUAAGCAGUUGCAGUUUAUCUUUAAGGGGGAACGCCCAGUGCCUUAGAUAUCACGUGGGCCGCAAUCACAUGAUCAAGAUCAAGUUUUUUGCAGAAGUACAAUGGAGGAACACUGAAGUUUGAUCUAAACACGAGCCAAAUCUGCAAAUCGAUUUAAUCUGUAGAACAAACUGAACCGAGGAAACCCGCUGGAAGACCAGAUAGACAUGAGACUGAGGUGAAAUCUGCUAAAACACAGAAAUGAAGUGUCUGCUGGUGGCCAGUGAAAGCGCAGAGGUACUGUUCUACUGGGCCGACCCUGAGUUCGAGCAGAACAUUCGAGAUCAGUAUGGACCCAGGCAGUAUGAGGGAGACACAUACCCUGCAUUUGAAGACAGCUUCAACACCCUGUUCGCUCCUCUGAUCAUCUCCUGCAGCACCCUGAUUGAAAAGAUUAAUGACACCUACACCUCCUUCAUCACAGAGAACGCCCAUCUCUAUAUCCUCCACCAGUUUGGAGAAUGUCUGUACAUUGCUGUCAACGGGGAUGGGGAAGAGAGCAAGGAAGAUUUGAGGAGGAAGAUCUACGUCAUGAAGAAGCUGAUCGAGGUGCACUUAGGCAUGGUGACCCUCAACAGCGCCCUCCUGAGGAAGGAGCUCCGACCCCAGGACACAGAGCAGCGGAUUCAGCUCUGGAAGAUGCUGCAAAGCCUUCUGGAAACGUACAGCCUCCUGAGAGAACAGGACCAGAGCUUUCUAGUGGAGGCGGUGGAGCGACUGAUCCACCCCACGCUGUGUGAGCAGUGCAUCGAGUUCCUGGAGCGGCGCGUGGUGCAGCAGAUCAAUGGGAGCCCCGAGCGGGCCGGGGAGGAGGUGCUGCAUGCCUUCAUACUGGUGAACACCAAGCUACUCGCAUUCUACUCCAGCCGCAACGCCAGUUCAAUCAAGCCCUCGGACCUGCUGGCCUUGAUCCUGAUGGUACAGAACCUGUAUCCUAGCAACAAUGAGCUGGACGAUACAGCCCUAGAGCUGUCCACACAGCCUGUCUGCAGCAGCAGUGGCAGCAUCUCCAUUCAGAGGGCUGGAGGGAAAGGGAGCACUUCUACUAACACCACCUACUCACCCAGCACAACACAAGAGGGGCCAGAAGGCAGCUCUGUGCCUGAAGUGUUCUACACCCCAGAGCCCUCACCCACAGGCAGGGAAUCAGAUGCAGCUGAGAUGGAAGGAGAGAGCACUCCUGUCUUUCAGUUUAUUGAUCCUGAUGUUCAGGUGGCUGAGGACAGCCUGAAGACCCAAGAGGCCCAGCCCCCUGACCCUGCGACCCCCCGCAGGGUCUUUCUGGAGGCCACGUUCAAGGAGGGUUACUGUCCCAUGAUGCCUCACUCCAUGUACUGCCUGCCGCUCUGGCCAGGCAUUUCAAUGGUGCUGUUGACCAAGAUCCCAAACAGUCAGGUGGCCGUGUCUCUGUACCAGUUUCUCGAGGCGUUCACAAUGCUGGAGAAGAAACUGAGUGAGGGACAGGAGGGGGGCUCACUCCCCCGCACACAGCCCCCCCUCUCUGAGCUCCGCAACAAGCUGGACAAGUUCAUCCGGGCCCUGGGCAGCAAUGAGAUUCAGCUGCAGAACACCUGGACUGACUUCAAGAACAAGGCAUUUUCCAGAGCAGCGCAGGGAACCUCCAGGGAGAGGAAACAAGAUCUAUGUGACUGCCUCCACAGGCUGCUGAUGUCCUGCCAUGCAAUGAAGACUCGGCUGUGUGCUGUCUACAGGCAGUACUUUGUUGUGCAGAGUCAAAGGAGCCCUCAGCGCCUCUCAGUGAGCCUCCAGGAGAAGGCCCUCGCCAUGAUGCAGGAGAAGCUUAUGGAUUGGAAGGACUUCCUGUUGGUGAAGAGCAAAAGGAACAUCACCAUGGUGUCCUACCUGGAGGACUUCCCAGGAUUGGUGCACUUUAUCUACGUGGAUCGCACGGCCGGGCAGAUGAUUGCUCCCUCCCUCAAUGUGACGGACCUCUCCACCACAGAGUUGGGCAAGGGGCCGCUUGCUCACUUCAUUAAGAGCAAGGUGUGGUCUCUGGUUGGAACAGCACGACGCUACCUACAGAAAGGGUACACUACAGUGACCCUGAGAGAUGGCGAUUAUUACUUCUGCUACUUCCUGUGGUUUGAGAGUGAAACGGGAUACAAGUUAGAGGGGAUUGAGCUGCCUGUCCUAUCUGAGGACUCUGCCCCGAUAGGGAUGCUCGCUGGCGACUAUUACAGGAAGCUCCUGAGGUACUACAGCAAGGACCAUCACACUGAGAUAGUGAAAUGUUAUGAGCUGCUGACCAUCCACCUCGGGGUGAUUCCCACCGACUACAUCCUCCAGCAUUGCUGUGAGCUGGCCAAGAAGCUGUGGGAGCCUACGAGGAUCCCCCUGCUGUAGAGGAAGUGUUCUCCAAGCUUCUCCGGAGCCCCUUCGUUUCCCCUACUCUAAAAGAGGUGCUGCCCACACUGCUCCAGGGAGCCCCCCUAAUGCCAUUGCUGUAGAGGAGGUCUCUCCUAGGCUGAGCCACCUUGAACCCCAUUGCACAAGACUGAUUGAUAAGACAAUAACAUGCAGCCUCCCUGGAGUUUCAUGUUGGUGACAUUUGAAAAUGUUAAUGCAGAUGAUUUCCUAGUAAAAAAGAAAAAAAAAAAAAAACAUCUCCCACAGCUUGUACAGGAAAGUACUCCACAGGACCAAAGAUUGAAAUCUGUGUUAAUGCUUCUUCAUGAGCAUUCAAUUAUGUGACAGGUUGUUUUUUUAUUUAUUUUAUUUACUUUAAUAAAUGAUUGCAUAACAUGAUAGUGCACAGGACAUUUUUAAAUAAACAUUCUUUUUCUACAUACUGAACAAUGAAGCAGUGUGAUGCUGGUUAAGUAAAAAAAAAAAAAAAAAUGUACUGUA
Messenger RNA from Acipenser ruthenus (sterlet), 3127 nucleotides. Its product is annotated as BLOC-3 complex member HPS1-like. Gene Ontology annotation, biological process: melanosome assembly; vesicle-mediated transport. The transcript has 19 exons. The coding region runs from base 461 to 2623 and encodes 720 amino acids. Gene Ontology annotation, cellular component: BLOC-3 complex. The record is from RefSeq and is a predicted model, not a curated record. Lineage: Eukaryota; Metazoa; Chordata; Actinopteri; Acipenseriformes; Acipenseridae. Gene Ontology annotation, molecular function: guanyl-nucleotide exchange factor activity.